CAGUGACGCCCUCACUUUUUCUAUGCGUGUCCCCGCCCCCUAGCUAAAGGCGAGCUGCCCGUACCGGAAGAGGAAGUGUGUUGGUCCUGGCUGGAAGAUGGAUGCGCUAUUAUUUCUGACAUAGGUCAGUGCCAGGCAGCAACGGCAGGAUGAGCAAAUCAGCCCGAGCAGAGAUAAGGACUUGUGUGCCAUAAGCCUGUCAGUGUUGUGUGCCGCAGCCUUCAGCCCACGAUACAUAAUGAACAUGGUAGUGUUCCAUUCCCAUGUGUGUAGGAUUGCCAUUCUGAUGGAUUUCAGUACCUUCUGAUAUACGGUGAAUGCCAGUUGAAGAGGUGCCCCUGCCUGGUCUUUACCAACAUGGAUCGGCACGUACCACUGGUUGGGACAAGCACUCUAGCACAGAAUCUAGAGAAUAAAGGUCAUCUGACCGCAGUAAAGAGUGAAAGGGACUCAUUUUCUGAUGACGACGACCUCCCCGAGACUGAAAUCCUGCAGAUAAAGAUAAAACAUGAAGAUACAGAUUGGGAAGAUGAUCUAGACUCACUGGACAGCGCUGAUUCCCCUACUGACGGGGAGUCUCUAGAAGUGAAAGAGGAGGAUAAAAAUAAUUUAACCACAGAAAAUAGCGAAAUAGGUUCUCCUUCUGAUACAGAAGAUCCAGAAAUAAUACAGGUAAAGGUAGAAGAAACAGAGUCUAUAACCUAUCCGGACUCCAUGAUUAGUUCAUCUCUUACUGCCGGGGAGAACCGCUUAAAUGUGCAACGGAACUGGGUCUCGGAAACCUCCAGACUUUGGCGUAAGCGCCAGAACUCAGCCCUGACAGAAGCAAGUUAUUACCCAGAUACUUUAGAUACAGGCAGGGAACCAUUACAGAGUGCGGCAGGGCUUGGGGGGCUAGAGCCGGCCACCGAUUCAGGGUUUUCCUGCCAUAAAUGUAGCAAAUGCUUUGCUACAAGUAGUGAUCUGAUCACGCACCAGUGCCAUAGCCGCUGCUCUAGCAAAGCGGAGGAAAAACCCUUUAUAUGCUUAGAAUGUGGGGAGAGGUUCUCACGAAAGAGCAUCCUUCAGAGUCACCAGAGAGUUCACACCGGGGAGAAACCAUUCACCUGUAAGGAGUGCGGGAAAAGCUUCUCGGAGAAGAGGAGCCUUCACCGACACCAGACCAUCCACACCGGCGACAAACCGUUCAAAUGCACCGAGUGCGGGAAAGCCUUUGCCGAGAAGACCACACUCCACAAUCACCUUAGAGUUCACACCGGGGAGAAACCAUUCACAUGUUCAGAGUGCGGAAGGAAGUUCUCGCAAAAGACCAACCUCUAUUCCCACCAUAAGGUUCACACGGGGGUGAAACAAUUUUCCUGUACCAUAUGUGCCAAAGGCUUCUCUGAAAAGACUGCACUCACCAUACACCUUAGGGGGCACACCGGGGAGAGGCCGUACACUUGCACAGAGUGCGGGAAAGGCUUUGCCCAGAAGUGCACACUCACCGCUCACCAGAACAUUCAUCUAGGGAAGAAACCGUUCAAGUGCACAGAAUGCGGCAAAACAUUCUCUAAAAAAUGUUCCCUCACCACUCACUGGAAUAUCCACUUGGGGGUAAAACCAUUCAUCUGCGCAGUGUGCGGUAAAAGCUUCUCCCAGAGGAGCAUCCUUCACAACCACAUGGCAGUUCACACGGGGGCCAAACCAUUUACGUGCUCAGAAUGUGGCAAAAGCUUCUCCCUAAAGAAUGACUUCCAGAGGCACCUGAUCAUUCACACAGGGGAAAAGCCGUUCACGUGUACACAGUGCGGGGAGAGUUUCUCUAGGAAAAGCACGCUCAACACGCACUGGAACACUCACACCGGGGAGAAACCCUUCACAUGUUCACAGUGCGGGGAAAGGUUCUCUCGAAACAGCUCUCUCAAAGCGCACUGGAAAAUUCACACGGGGGAGAAACCAUUCACAUGUCCUCAGUGUGGGGAAAGCUUCUCUCGAAAGAGCUCCCUUAAUACUCACUGGAUCCUUCAUACAGGGGAGAAACCAUUCACUUGCAGAGAGUGUGGCAAAAGCUUCUCCGUACGAAACAGCCUUCACAAACACAUGAGAGUUCACCAGACAAUGGACAUUGAACUGGCAGCGCUCGUACCCAAGGCCGGAAGCGGAAGUCAGUGCUGCUGCGGAAAGCCGGGAAUAUGGCGGCACCUUUGCAUACUUUAUAGGGCUGCUCCACUAGUGGAACGUAAGCUCUCUGCAUACACGGUGAAUAUGGAUCAAGGAUCCGUCCAUCUCAAAAUAGACAGAGGAACUCAAUCUGUUAUCACCAUGGAACCACCCUCGCUGCUGAGAAAGCCAAGGAAGUUAAAGGGGAAAAUUGGAAAUAAACCAAGGAACUCCAAAUAUCACCUGAGCUCAAUAAAGAGUAAAAUGGGUUCUUUAUCUGGGCCUAGUUCCCCAGAGGUUGAACACAACAUAAAUCAGGUAAAGAGAGAGGAAAUGGACUCAGGCUCUGAAGAUGGGCUGAACUCUCUGCCUAGAGAAGUGAAAAUGGAGACGGUAGAGUUGGACUCUGAGUGUGAUCCAGAUACAGCUGAGGGUGACCCUGAGGCAGAGGUAUUACAGAUAAAGGUAGAGGAGGAAGACUAUGAUCCGAGUGCAGUGGAAAGUGAGGAAUGUGCAGCCAGUGACACGGAGGGCUGCCUACAUGAUAAGAGGAGUUGGGCAAGGCACUAUAGCCUCACUGUGUCCGGGUCUAGUGACUCCUCUGGCGGGCUGGAUAAAUCCAUGGAUUUUGUAGGGUCGAGACAGCCCCCAGACACGGGCAAGGCAAACGCAAGAUGUGAGAGUGACUCGGAAACCCAGGAGUCUUCUUGCUUCGUCUGUAAUGAGUGCGGGAAAUACUUUUUACUGCAAAGUGAAUUUCUCUCCCACCCCUGUGUCUCUGACACUAAUAUGGAUAAUACUGGUAACCCCCUGAGGAGUUGCUGCCAGUUGCAUCUGCUGGCCCAUAGUGACGGGAAGCCUUUCACAUGUACAGAAUGCGGCAAAGGGAUCUCUACGAAGAGCAACCUCCAGAGCCACCAGAAGAUUCACCGGGGGGCCAAACCGUUUGUAUGUACACAAUGCGGGAAAGGCUUCUCCAGAAAGUACAGCCUUAAUAAUCACGUGAGGUUCCACACAGGCGAUAAACCCUUUGUGUGUACGGAGUGCGGGAAAAGCUUCCCCGAGAAGAGCAAGCUCCACAGUCACGUGAAGAUCCACACGGGAGAGAAACCCUUCAUAUGCCCAGUGUGUGGCAAAGGCUUCUCCGAAAAGUGCAACCUUUAUAACCACCAGACCAUUCACACGGGGGAGAAACCAUUCAUGUGUCCGGAAUGCGGGGAAAGGUUCUCUCGGAAAAGCACCCUAAGCAUCCACAAGAACGUGCACACGGGGGAGAAACCAUUCACCUGUCCGGAAUGUGGGAAAAAUUUCUCCCAAAAGAGCAACCUUCGCAGUCACCAGCGAAUUCACACAGGGGAGAAACCCUUCUCGUGCAAGGUGUGCGGGAAGAGCUUCUAUGAAAAGAAGAAUCUGCACCGUCACGAGGCUAUCCACACCGGGGAGAAACCGUACAUCUGCUCCCAUUGCGGGAAGGGCUUUUCCGACAAGGGUGCGCUCCACACUCACUUUAGGGUGCACACCAAGGAGAAACCCUUCCCAUGCAGAGAGUGCGGCAAGAGCUUCACUCAGAAGAGCAACCUUCAGAUCCACCAGAGGAUUCACACUGGGCAGAAACCAUUCAUAUGUACAGAGUGCGGGGAUUGCUUCUCUGUGAAGAUCAGCCUUCAGAAGCACCAAAAAACCCACUCUGUGUAGGGAACCUCCGGGGCGGGACUGCAGGGGGAGAACCCCUGGCACUUAUUGAGGUUCUCCAGAUGUAUCCCACUAUGCACAAAGGGUUACACAAGGAAUAACUGUCCAGCUAAGAAUGACAAUGGGCCUUUGUAUGUAGGAAUAUCACUGCACAGCCCUGGGCGCUCUGUAAUCCCAGCCUGAGGGUGUCUAUGAAUUAUGCUCAGUAUUUACAGACUCUAGAAUCCAUGGCCCCCACUCGGCACAUACAGGAGAUUGGCACCACCGGACUUUGUACCUUUUCUGUCUGCCUAAGGAUUCCCUGGAUAUUAAAGGUGCUUUGUGUUUCUAUUUAAAGGGA
Xenopus tropicalis (tropical clawed frog) is the source of this 4174-nucleotide messenger RNA. It is a transcript of the gene xlcgf26.1l, whose product is annotated as XlCGF26.1-like. The record is from RefSeq and is a predicted model, not a curated record. The coding region runs from base 358 to 3837 and encodes 1159 amino acids. The transcript has 5 exons. NCBI's taxonomy places the organism in Eukaryota, Metazoa, Chordata, Amphibia, Anura, Pipidae. Gene Ontology annotation, cellular component: nucleus.